UGUAAACGAGCCAGUAUGGCGGAGGGGGAAAGUGAUUUGGAAACAGACAGGCUAGAAUUGGAACUGGAGACUUUAUACAUAUACUCUAACGACAACUGUUCAGUACAAAGCAAAGAAUAUUGCUCCGAGUUUUGUAAGCUGGUAGAGGUGCACACAGGGAGAUGGCAGGUGCCGCUGCCCCAGCUGAAGGUGCUGCGGACGGCUCUGACCUGCUUCACCAGAGCCACUGUUGCCUACCCCGAUGACUGUCAGCACGUCAAUUAUGCUCUCAGCAGCUUGGCUAUGAGCUUCUUUGAGCUGAUGUUGUUUUUCGGGAAAGAGGAGUUCCUAGAGGCCCCUCUGAGGGACAUAUUAGCCUCUUUUCAGGCCUGUCAUCGUCGCCUGCUGAGACACAGGAACGUGUACCUGCUGCAGGUGAGGCAGAUCAUCAAAGAUGGCGGUCCCUGGGAGAGACCCGCUCUGCAAUCCAUCCUGAAAGACACAGCCCUCACACAGACAGAAGUGGAGAAGUAUUUGAGCUCAGAGAAGCCAAUGUUCUUUGAGCUGCGUGUGCGGUACCUGCAGGCCUGUGAGCGCGUGCAGGAGGCCAUGGCCCUGGCUAAGUGCUGCCUGGAACACCCAGAUGUGUGGAGGCACCUGUUCUUCCACCAGGCCUACCUCACAUGCCUGUGCAAGGCUUCAUUACAUCAACACCUGCACAAGGAGAUGGCUGAGAUAGAUGGCAGAGACGCAGUAGAGAUAAUCUGUAAUGCAGAGAGCCAGGAGAAAGAUGAGCUGCUGCUGUCUCUGUGCAAAGCCUUCCUCAGCCAACGGCUACACAACGGAGACAUGUACUACAUCUGGGAUCUGGUGUUCUUGUGGAGCAGACUGUACCUCAGGGCCCAUCCCUCUAAGCAGGGAUUCCUGUCUGAGUGUCGCCAGCUGAUGCUCUCCGCCAUCAACGCCAGCGCCAUCUUCCCCUUCAUCAAAGUCAUCACAGCAGAGAUGGGUAGUGAGGGAGUGCCAUUGUGUGUGGAGCUUUGUGCUACAGCGUUACAGACAGACCUCCAGUCUGACCCUGUAACACGCUGUCUACUGUGUAAGACCAUCGCCUUCCUGCUCCCCAGGGACCUGGAGGUAUGUCGCCUCUGUGCCCUGCUAGUGUUCUGUCUGGAACGUAGCAUGGAGGCCUACAAGACCAUGUAUCUGCUCUACACAUACCCCGAUGAGGAGCCACACCCCCAGCACACCCAUGUCAGAACCAACAUCCGCUUCUAUAUCCUACAGGUGCUGAAGGAAGGUCUGUUCUUUGACCCAGAGUUCUGGAAUCUGCUGACCCUGAGAACCCACUGUCUGGAGCUGAUGACUGACAAGGCCACGAAGGAUGCUCUAAAUGAGCUGAAGGAGGAAGAGGAGUUGGAGCAGGUGGAGGAGGAGUGGAUACCAAGCUACUGGAUGGAGGAGGAGACUUGCAGAAUACACACAGAUGCCUCCCACCUCCACCCACACACUAACACAACACUAGAGAGCUCUGACACUGUAGGUCAGGAACCCGAAGAGGUAUUGAAUGGGGAUGCUCCUGAGUCACAGACAGAGGACUUCCCUGUGAGGAGGAGGAGGAGGAAGAGGAGGUGGAGGAGAAGAAAGUGUAGGUCAGAUAUUGAGUAUGCUAACGACCCAGACAUUAAGUACUCCCUCAUUCACAAUCUCAGUUCUGAAAGCUCCACCAAGCUACCGGCCAAUCGGCAGAGAGAAUACCUGGCCAGACAUGUGAAGAACAAGAUCCUGAAGAGACGCUGCAGGAAACCAAGAUGGCUGCUCCUGGAGAUGACCAGACAGACAGAGAACAUAUCCCCAGGAGGAAUGAGGGAGAAGCGACGGGAGGGAAUGAGAGGAGAGGAUAAGAGACAGGGGGGGGAGGGGAAGGAGAGGGGGCAUGAAAAGGAAAAUAAGAGAGAGAUGAGGCAGGGAAGGGAGAGUAAGAGACCUUACCGUCAGACUAUAUCUGGCAUGGAGCUGUCCUUCCCUGAAAAUGAAGUGCCUGUUGACCGGGAAGUGGUAGAGAGUCAUCUAGAACCCAGUGUUCGUAUUAAACAACAGCACAGUGAUUCUGAGAAAUAUGUUAACAUGGGACUGCCUAAUGGUGUAUAUGGUGAGAGACCGUUUAAGUAUAAACCAGAGUCAGACGUGGAGACUUCUGCGGUGGAGACUUCGGUGGUGGAGACUUCGGCGGGGGAGACUUCUGCGGUGGAGACUUCUGCGGUGGAGACUUCUGCGGUGGAGACUUUGGCGGUGGAGACGUCUGCGGUGGAGACUUCUGCGGUGGAGACUUCGGCAGUGGAGACUUCUGCGGUGGAGACUUCGGCAGUGGAGACUUCUGCGGUGGAGACUUCGGCAAUGGAGACUUCGGCGGUGGAGACGUCGGCGGUGGAGACUUCUGCGGUGGAGACUUUAAAAGUGGAACCUUUAGAAGUGGAGCCUUCAGAGGUAGACCCUUCAGAUGCAAAGCCUUUAGACUCCAAACGUUCAGUAGUAGAGCCUUCUGACAUAGAGCCUUUAGAAGUAGAGCCUUCAGACGUGAAGGUUUUAGAAGGUCCCAGUGAGCAGACUGACCCAGAGUUGGAUGGUCCAGCCUUGGAGAUGGAGGAGUGUCCACUGAAACUGUUCCACAUCUACGCCAAACUUUCCAAAGGGACAGCUGCUAAGGAACUACUUUCUAGAGAAAGUGAAUUCACAGUGACAGAGGCGGGACCAGACUCAAACACUCAGGGUGAACAGACCAAGCCAGGCAAGGCUCCAGUACGCUCCAAACACCUGCGCUUCCACUGCAGCCACUGCCAGAAACUCUUCAAGGGAGGCAACGUGGUGAGACACACCCUGGCCCACCUGAAGCUGAGAAAGACCCGGCUCAGCUGUGUCUUUUGCGGCAAACACUUCCAAAGGUACAACCGCGCCAGGGAACACGUUCUAGAGCACAUAGAGGAACUGAGAACUUUCACAGCCAACAUUAAGGUCAAACCCACUGUCAAUGGGGAGACAUAUCCCUCAAAGAAUAUUAAUCAAGCUUCAGAGAACGAAGCGAAACCUGUUGAGAACGUGACUGAGCCCUCGACUUCGACGGACCAGCCUCCUAAACCCAAACGUGUUAAAGCCAAGCCGGUGGUGAGCAAGCAGAGUAGAAUCAUCCAGAACCUGAGAAACCUGAUCAGAAAGACCCAGAACCAGAAGUGUAAAAUGGACAUGGACAUGGACAACCUGAAGUCUGUGGAAGUGACUGAUGAACAGGUGACUGUGAAAGACAAAGUGGUGAUCGUGAGAGAGGUGGUGCCUGGGAAGGAGACAGAGGGAGGAGAGGACAAGGAGAGUGAGGGAGGAGAGGAGGAGGGGAAGCAGAAGCAGUACCACCUGUGUCCUUCAGAGGGCUGUGACAGCAUCUUUAUGAAGAUCGGCCCAUCGCUGCUGAGACACGCUGUCACCUACCACAUGGAGGACGCAGCCGUCCUGGACAAGACCUUCCAGUGGGGGAAGGGGAAGUGCCAGAUCUGCCAGAGGCUCUUGUUGGUGAUUGAGCACUACAGAGACCACAUGAAGCUCCAUGAUGCUCCUCUAAAACAUGCAUGUCUCCACACGAACUGUGACCAACGCUUCAAGACUGCCCAGGAGCUCAAAGACCACAUAGACACCCACCGCCCUCUCCAGGCCCCCUGUGGGUACUCCGGCUGUAGGGAGAUCUUCUUUACCCUCCCCUCUCUCCACGACCACGAGUGGAGGCACUAUACCCAGCCCCAGUCUAAAGACGAGCUGGAGCAGGGCGCUACCACAGAGCUGAGCCCUGAGGGCGAGGCCCCCUGGAAACAGAGGGCGAAGAGCCAGGAUGUGACAGUGCACGGGUGGAGGGGGCAGAGGGAAACGCCUACUCCCAAAAGCAGGCACUCUGAUCCUCAUGAGAAGUGCCUUCACUGUAACAGGUACCUGUGGAACCACCAGCACUUCCUAGAACACAUGAAGAUCCAUGAUGCUCCUCUGAAACAGGUGUGUCUCCACCUGAACUGUGGCCAGCGCUUCUACAGAACCCACUUACUCUGGGAGCACAUGGAUACGCACCUGCCUCUCCAGGCCCCCUGUGGAUACUCCGGCUGUGGGCUGAUCUUCUCCCGUCUCCCCUCUCUCCACGACCAUGAGUGGAGGCAUUACAUCCAGGGCCAGCCUAAUGACGAGCCAACAGAGGAGCAGAGCGCAUCCAAAGAGGAGGGGCAGACUCCGGAGUCAGACACCAACGGUAACGACUAUGACGGCCCAAUGGAGACUCCGGGCACUGUUCAUGGUGCUGUCACCACACCUCCUAAUCAUUGCACACUGAAACUCAUCAACGGCCAUGAUGAAAAGGAUAAGAAAGACAAAGCCCCCGAGACAGCCGUCCCUGCCACCACUACCACCUCUCCCACACCCCCAUCCCAAACCACCACAUCCACACACCACCAUCCCAGAAUCCUCCAAAACAUCACUGAGCCAAUGACCAUGAGGGACGUGGACAAUAUCGUCAGUUUGGCUCAGGUGGUGCCUGGCGGAGAGGAACCGGUUAUCGCAGAACACAAGACCUUCAAACAAGAGGAUCCUUCCUACCUACCACUGGCCAAAGCUCCCCUCAUCCGCCCGCCCCCCUCUACAUACCUGACCGAGGCAGCCCUCAGCAUGCGCAAGCGCAGGAAGCCCAGUGAGGUCACUUCCUGCGGGCCUGGCAAAAAGAGUAAGGCUGCGGUAAAGAGGAGUGUGGUGGGGAAGAAGGAGAUGGUGGCUGAGAAGGAGGCCCCUCAAAGACAGCGCUGCUCCAAGUGUUUCUCCUCCUUCACUAGCACAGAGGAACUGGAGAAACAUCUCUCCCAAAAUACCUGCUCCUCCCUCUUCAGCUUCGACUCCGAUGACGACAGUGAGUAGCGUUAGUGGUGAAGGGGAGUGAAAUGCUCUUCAUGUUCAAGCACUACAGAGACCAUAUGAAGCGCCACAAUGCUCCUAUCAGACAGGUGUCUCCACUUCUAGGUUAUAUCUGUACUCUCUGAACUGGGCCUAAUACAGGCACUACUAGCAGACAGUCGGCUCUGAGAGCUGUAGGGCCAGACUCUUGUGGCCUGAAGUUUGCCGGGCACUAAAAAUACAACACACACAACCCUCUGGAAUCAGUGUUACUGCUACACUUCCCUGUACAUACAUGCGGACCGAACAGUACUGCCUUUGUCAUUACACUUCUUUGUUCAAUUCUUAUUUGCUUUAAAAUCAAUAUGAAGAUUCACACAGUAGGUAUGGUGCUUCAAAAGUCAUUCUAAUUGUAUUGUUAGGCAUAAGUUUUAGUUGGCACAUUAAAUCUAUAUUUUAGUUCAGUAUUUUAACUGAUUUUGUUCUGACAAAUUAAACUGUUUCACAAUGUAUUAGAAAUGGAUCAUCUAUGCAUUUAAUUUAAAUAUUUUGUAAAAGUGAUUCCAAAAUUCAUUUGAGAAUAAAAAUCACUGUUGAAGAGCCCAUAAUGGGAUGAAUAUGGUGACGUGCACUUCCCUGCAUUGGUUGUUUGUAUGUACAAAUGUUAUAAGUUUGUACUCAAUGAAAAUAUCCUCAAUUCAACUCUAUUUUUCUUAAAGAAAAGUCACUUGUUUUCAAUAAACAAUUUACAGUAUGAACCAAA
This is a messenger RNA of Oncorhynchus gorbuscha (pink salmon), 5653 nucleotides long. RefSeq names its product zinc finger protein 654-like. Gene Ontology annotation, cellular component: nucleus. Bases 16 to 4914 code for a protein of 1632 amino acids. Lineage: Eukaryota; Metazoa; Chordata; Actinopteri; Salmoniformes; Salmonidae. Gene Ontology annotation, biological process: regulation of transcription by RNA polymerase II. Gene Ontology annotation, molecular function: DNA-binding transcription factor activity, RNA polymerase II-specific; DNA binding. The record is from RefSeq and is a predicted model, not a curated record. The transcript has 13 exons.